Molecule: messenger RNA, 1882 nt
Organism: Bufo bufo (common toad)
Lineage: Eukaryota; Metazoa; Chordata; Amphibia; Anura; Bufonidae
Gene: PGS1
Product: phosphatidylglycerophosphate synthase 1
Exons: 10
Coding region: 21-1616 (531 amino acids)
Biological process (GO): cardiolipin biosynthetic process
Cellular component (GO): mitochondrion
Molecular function (GO): CDP-diacylglycerol-glycerol-3-phosphate 3-phosphatidyltransferase activity
Source: RefSeq, a predicted model, not a curated record
GGCUCCCACUUCCUGGGAAGAUGGCGGCGCCCGCAGUGUUAUGGCGGCGGCUCCGCGGUCCGGGGCUCAUGGCUCUCCUGGCUCGUCUGUGUGACAGGAACCGGGACCGAGGGGGCAGGACACCUUUGUUUCUUCUGGCUCCUCUCGUGGCUCCCACCGUCCCACCAGCCACUACCCAGCGCCCUCCUUUAGGUUGUGUUCGUCCUCGGGGAGCACAUCGAUUUCAAUGGUUGGGAGACCUGGUUCCAGAAUUUGGAAUCUCCAGCUCGAGUGUGAAGAUUCUCUCCAGUCCAGCAGAGUUCUACCAGGUCAUGAAAACUCAAGUGAAAGCCGCCAAGAAGCGAAUCACAAUGGCAUCUCUGUACCUGGGGACUGGUCCUCUUGAACAGCAGCUGGUGGACUGCAUAGAGGAAACCCUGCAGAAAACGAGCCAGACUGACCUCCAAGUCUCCAUUCUGCUGGACCACACCAGAGGGUCGAGGGGAAAGAAAAAUUCUCGUACCAUGUUACUCCCCCUGCUGCGUAGAUACCCAGACCGGGUACGCGUGUCUCUCUUUCACACUCCGAAUCUUCGAGGGCUCCUGCGUCUGCUUGCACCAGAGAGAUUCAACGAGACCAUUGGCCUCCAGCACAUGAAGAUCUAUCUCUUUGAUGACAAUGUUAUUCUAAGUGGAGCCAACCUGAGUGACUCCUACUUUACCAAUCGCCAGGACCGUUAUAUUCUACUGCAGGGUUGCCAGGACGUGGCGGAUUUCUUCAAUGAGCUGGCGAUGGCCGUUGGAGACAUUUCCCUUCAGCUUAAGCCGGAUGAUACAGUUCACACAGAAGAAGGAAUGGAGCACCCGUAUGAAGGCGACAAAGCCAAAUACUGUGAAGCUGCCGAGAGAAGAGUCUUGAAAGUGAUAGAGACAGCAAGACACAAGCAGUGCGAGCUGCACAGCGCCAGCUUCCAGAGCAGAGAGCCGGCCUUGGGCACGGAGCCGCCGGAUACAUGGGUUUAUCCACUGAUACAAAUGAAGCCGUUUGGAAUACAGAUAGAUGAGCUGGUCACAGAGACAUUGCUGACAGAGGCAGAGCGUGGAGACCAGCUUCAUCUGACCACCGGGUAUUUUAACCUGACGCAAGGUUACAUGGACUUGGUGCUGGGCACGAGGGCCGACUACAACAUUCUCUUGGCCUCACCCGAAGUCAAUGGCUUCUUUGGAGCUAAGGGUAUUGCAGGCGCCAUACCAGCGGCUUAUGUACACAUAGAACAUCAGUUUUACAAUGAGGUCUGCAAACAAGGACAGCGGCUGAGAGUCCAACUCCGAGAGUACUUCAGAGAUCAGUGGACUUUCCAUGCCAAAGGUCUGUGGCUGUACCCCGCCGGUAAAAGCAUGCCGUGCCUCACACUUAUUGGCUCUCCGAACUUUGGCUACAGAUCCGUUCACCGAGAUUUGGAAGCACAAAUCGCCCUCGUGACGGAAAACCAAGACUUGCAGCGGCAGCUCCAUCAGGAGCAGCAGCAUUUGUACGAGCCAUCUGCUGAAGUGACGCCGGCCACCUUCCAGCAUCCGAGCCGAUACGUCAUGCUCUGGGUGAAGCUGGUCACCCCGCUGAUAAAGAAUUUCUUCUGAAGUUCUGAGAGUGAAAUGUCAGAAAAGAAAGGGUGUGAAAAUACGUCACCAGCGCCCGAUCGUCUGGGGACCCCACCUAUGGCUGUAUAAACGGCGGCCGACCAUACAAGAUGACGUGGCUCAACACUUUGCCUAGUGGCACUGCCACUCCCUGACAGCAAGCGUGCGCCGUUACAUUCUGAGCGGCAGGGGAUUUGGCAUCGGUGGAGUUUCCCAGUUUCUGUGAGGAGACCUAGAAAGAGUUAAAGGGGUUGUCCUACAAAAAA